Messenger RNA from Diaporthe amygdali, 1809 nucleotides. RefSeq names its product chloramphenicol resistance protein. The transcript is spliced from 6 exons. The record is from RefSeq and is a predicted model, not a curated record. Gene Ontology annotation, biological process: transmembrane transport. Lineage: Eukaryota; Fungi; Ascomycota; Sordariomycetes; Diaporthales; Diaporthaceae. Gene Ontology annotation, molecular function: transmembrane transporter activity. The coding region runs from base 1 to 1809 and encodes 602 amino acids.
AUGGCCAACAGGGGUCUUGAUGAUCCGGAGAGGUCCCCCUCCGUCGUUCCUCCCACCCCGCCAGGAGCUGCCGUUGAUGCCCAAGCGAUAGCCGGUCAGGACCCGUCUGCCAGGCACAUGGUCAAUCAGGCCGCUGUUGAUCCGUCCGGGGCAAGCCCCGCAGACUCCCAAAAAAGGUGUACAGAUCCCGCGCCGAGCACUUCGGACACGGAGGAACCGGAGCCGGAUCCGGAAGCUCUUACCCGGGCGACUAGCGGCCCUGUUUACUCUGUCUUUUCGAGAGGCAUGAAAAAGUGGAUCAUAGGGGUCGUGACCUUGACAUCCUUCAUCUCACCCAUGACAGCUAAUAUCUACUUCCCGGCCCUGAAUCCAAUUGCACAUGAUCUGGGCGUCACUGUGACCUUGAUCAAUCUCACAUUGACCACGUACAUGAUAUUUCAGGGCAUCGCGCCGACUAUUUUUGGCGACUUUGGCGACAUGGCGGGCAGGCGCCCGGCUUUCAUCGUUGCCGUGCUGAUUUAUAUCGUUGCGAAUCUCGGUCUUGCCCUUCAAAACAACUUUGCUGCUCUCUUGAUCCUCCGCAUGGUCCAAAGUGGAGGCAGCAGCGGCACAUUAGCCUUGGGAUAUGCGGUCGUUGCCGAUAUAUCUACCAGCGCUGAGCGCGGUAAGUACAUGGGCGUGGUUGGUGCGGGAAUUAAUGUUGGACCAUCUUUAUCGCCUGUCAUAGGUGGGCUGCUAUCUCAGUACCUCGGUUGGCGAGCUAUCUUCUGGUUUUGCUUCAUCUUCGCAUGCUCCGUCUUCGUGCUUUACGGGCUGACGGUCCCUGAGACCUGCCGUACUAUAGUGGGCAAUGGCUCAGUGACGCCGACCGGUUUCAACAUGACAGCCGUCGCUUGGGUCUCCAAGAAACGGCGGCAGAGAAAGCAGCAGAAAGAAGGCGGCGGCGGCGGCACACAGGGUGAUGUCGUAUUUACCGAGGCCGACGGAACUGUGCGACAAAAACCAAAGCUUCGCUUCCCAAAUCCCCUCCGCGCCCUGGCAGUUGUCUUCGACAAGGGUGUUGGCCUGGUGAUUCUAUACAACUCGAUACUAUACCUCAUGUUUAUUACCACGGUCGCGACGCUCUCUACUCAGUUUAAAGAGAAAUAUGGCUAUGAUGAUCUGCAGAUAGGCUUGUGUUACCUUCCCUAUGGAGCAGGCUGUUUCGCCGCAGCUAUAGGUCAGGGCUACAUGCUAGACUGGUACUACCGCCGCACAGCGAAGAGUAUCGGGUUCAGCAUCGACAAGAAGCGCGGCGACGACCUGUCCAACUUCCCCAUCGAGAAGGCGAGGAUCGUGCCGCUCUACUUCUUCGUGGCCGUCGGCAUCGUGGCCGUGAUCGUCUACGGGUGGGUCCUGGAGCUCCGCCCCUCGGUCGCCGCACCGCUAUGCCUGCACUUCGUCAUUGGGUUGUGCAUCACGGGGUCCUUCGGCAUCCUCAACACGCUCAUCGUCGACCUGAGCCCCGAGGCGCCGGCCACAGCGGUCGCGGCGAACAACUUCGUCCGCUGCGAGAUGGGCGCCGCCGCGACGGCCGUCAUCGAGCUCAUGAUCGCCGGGAUGGGGACGGGCUGGUGUUUUACGUUCUUUGCGCUGCUGGGAGUGGUGCUGAUGCCAAUCCUGUGGGCAGAGACCAAGUAUGGGAUCAAGUGGAGGCAGGAGAAGAGGCUGAGGAGGGAAAAGAAGCUCAAUGAGAAGAGGGACAGGAAAGAGCGCAAGGAGUUGGAGAAGGCGGCUGCUGCGGUCCAGAGGGAGACGCAACAAAAGUAG